ACAAAACCAGUGUUUGAAGUCGAACGACAAUUCCUUCAGAGUCGAACAAGGAGAAGGUUGAAUAAAACGACAAUAAAAACAGUCGCAGUCAGCUGGUAAACCCUAAUACUCCACAGAAAAUAACACAUCAAUAUCUGUCCGUGUGAGUGAAGCAUCAUCAGAUGGACACAGACGGGAAGAAAAUAAGCAUAUACAAAGCAGCAAGAAGCAUAAAGAAACGAGAUAAUAAUCUUUACAAUGCUUUAAAAUCGAUUUCCGAGGACUCAAUUUUCGUCGGCGAGAUCGCUCAGUUAUGGCCGGAGCUUCCUCUUCUUGCAAAUCUACGGUGCGGAUUAUGGUACUUCCCAAAAUUUUACGGCACUUGUUAUUUCAAAUCAACCGAUGGCCACACUAAUAAUUGGUCCUUCAACACCUCACGUCUCAAUCUCCAUGUCGCUCAGCUAGCUGGACAGAAAGGAGGGUGUAUAAUUGUUGAUUCGACUCGAAAAGGGAAGAGAUUUCCGGAUAGUAUGUCGAAAACGAUACCUAUUUGGACUUGUGUUUUGAAUCGGUCUAUUCGUAGAUAUGUUCGGAAAACGAAUGAGGAGGCGGAUAAUUUGGGUUUUGGUAAUUGGGAUUGUUCGUUGCAUCUUCCCCUUUGGGUCCCUGAAACAGAGAAGGCAGCUAUUGAGGAACGCAUAGAAGAAUGGACUAAACAGUUGGAAGAUAGUGGAGCUGAUAUUGCUUCUAUUGCGUCGUGCUUGAAGAAGCCCUUAAGGCCUCUAUGGAUAUCGCAAAAGACUGUUAUCUGGUUGAAUGAAGUGCCUGAUCAUGAUUCUUGGGAUUUUACCCCAAUUAUUCUUGUUAAUGCCUCUUCCUUGAACAGCAUUUAUCAACCUAGGACUUCCUCUGAGUUUAGCUGGAAUUAUAUAGCGGGAGCCGGAGAUGAUGAAGAAAGUUGGGCUAGAGGUCUCACGCCCACUCUUUUCUGGAAUCAUGUGUAUGAUAUAAUAAGUUCAGAGCCUGGUCUAUGUAAACAAAAGGUAGCUGAUAUUGUUGAAAAGGACCGAGUCUAUCGUGCUCAAAGAGGACAGAAUGCUCCCCAGGUGACCGUGGCGCCUUCAAAGAUGUUACGCACCACAAAUGAUAUAUCUCAAAUAGAGCCCUCGUUGUCUUUGGGUCUGUAUAAUGGUACUCUUAAGUCUAGUGAGGAAGAUCAUUCAGUCUCUUGGCUAGGCUCGACUAAUCUCGCUGUGGCCGGUACUCAACUCGCUGCACAUUUGUCUGAUGUUGAUUGCAUCUUGAAUUGUGAUCUAGAAUCCAUCUGUGUCCAAUUACAAGAUAGUGGAACAUAUAUGCAUCUUCCCAUGUUGGGCUCAAAAUUUGAUCGCUUUUCUCUAUUGACCAAUCUCCCUGACGCUGUGAACUUUGCAAAACUUCAACUUAGCAAAGGGAAGAGACUUCUUGUUUGCUGCCACAAUGGGGAAGAUAUCAGUGUGUGUGUUUGUCUGGCAAUUUUGACAUCAUUAUUCAGCGACGAAGGAAUUUUUAAUGAUGGGAAAUCCUUCGACAGUACAAACAUCACCAAGUGGGAGGUGCGACGGAGACUUGUUUUUGUAUGUCAAUUUGCAGUAACUGCCAGACCAUCCAGAGGAAAUUUGAAACAGGUAUUUGCGUUUCUCAGCGGACAAAGAUCGCCCUCUUCACUUUUGGAUUGCGGAGAAGCCAAGCAUGGAGAUUGUUGCUAAAUGGAUAAUAAAAACAUGCUGUGGAUUACUUAUCUGUAUAUACUCCGUAAAGAAAAGCACCAUUGCCGAGAAGAUUGAUUCCGACCUUACAAGCUGGAGGUAACCAUCAUCUUCCUUUUUAUAUUGUUGGGAUGCUAAGCAGAAAAAACUAUGCUAAAUCUGAGUUGUGUCAGUGCCUCGUUAUUUUGUGUAAUCAGUAAAAGCUAAGUUAUUGAGAGCAAAGAAAGUUGAGGAAGAUUAGCAGCUUCACUUAUGUAGACUAGGGACAAUAACAAAUAAGACAGGAAUUUUUCCAUUAUUCAUUUCUAACAUGCCCCAUUUGAGCUUUUCUUUUACAAGUGUAAUACAUUUUACUAUGUUCUGCUUUUUGUGUGCUA
Mercurialis annua (annual mercury) is the source of this 2104-nucleotide messenger RNA. RefSeq lists its product as uncharacterized. Gene Ontology annotation, biological process: charged-tRNA amino acid modification. Bases 162 to 1727 code for a protein of 521 amino acids. Gene Ontology annotation, molecular function: tRNA adenosine(64)-2'-O-ribosylphosphate transferase activity. Gene Ontology annotation, cellular component: cytoplasm. The transcript is spliced from 7 exons. Lineage: Eukaryota; Viridiplantae; Streptophyta; Magnoliopsida; Malpighiales; Euphorbiaceae. The record is from RefSeq and is a predicted model, not a curated record.